This is a messenger RNA of Paramecium sonneborni, 410 nucleotides long. The record is from the annotation of a GenBank genome assembly. NCBI's taxonomy places the organism in Eukaryota, Ciliophora, Oligohymenophorea, Peniculida, Parameciidae.
AUGACUAGUGAAAAGUUAUUAAAUAUAGAGAGAAGAUAAAGAUAACUGAAUCAAGAUUAUGAUAGCAUUAUAAGUGAAGAGAAUAAAAAGUUAAAAAAUGAAUUAAAGCUUUUACAAAAGUAACAAUAAGUAAUUUAAGCUUAAUUGAAUAUACAUACAUAAAUUUAUUUACUAAUUUGUAAAUAGAUAAAAAAUGUUUAUGAUGUAAUUAUGCAUGGAUAUUUUAGUAUUUGAAAUAAGAUGAAGAUAAUGAGGAGGAAUGUAGGAUAUUCUUUGAAUCAAUAAUUUAAAUAUUUAAAGGAUUCAACCAUGAUAUAGCUUAAAAUAUAUUUGAAGAAUUAAAAAAUAUAGGAGGCCCAUUAAGUCCAUAACCAUCCCCAAUUCUAUUUCCUUACUUAAAAUUUAAUUGA